GCGGCUGUCGGAUGGUGGUGGUGGGGGGUGUCUGUCCUCACUGGAUCAAUUUUAUCCGCGCGUUUCUACUGAAGUACCAGUGGGAGGAGAGUUUCCAGCAAGUGAGGAUACCACCCCCCACCCCCCAUGUCCAAGGGAACAGCGUAAGUAUAAAUACCCCGGAUGAAUCCAGGCUGCAGCUGUGCUGGAGAGAAUCAGAACGGACGGAAGAUAAACGGGUCUUCAACCCAGACUGGCGUCGCGGCACCGGAAGUUGCUUUUUUAUUUAGCCGAAUAAGCUUCACAGGGAUCCAGUCUAUCAGUCGUUCUUUAUGGUACUAGUCGGUUUUAGGUGCAGGAUGCAGGAUCCGUGUGUGGGUCUCCUCCUCUGUUUUCUCAGCACAGCACUUGUCGCCUCGUUUGAAUCGGAGGAUGUUGUUCCCAUUCGGAUUAACGGGAAAAUUAACCGCCGCUUUUGGAAAAGAAGCGAGGAGCACCCGAGCUUCAGCCUCAGAGCGUUUGGCAAAGACAUGACUCUCAACCUCAUACCAGACACCAGCUUCAUGGCGCAUUCCUUCACCGUGGAGCGCAUCACAGCCAAAGAUGGAGGCGCUUUGCGCAGCGGCUCAGGUGCUCAGGCUGCCGCGCGCUCGGACCUCCGGAGCUUUAUGAACCAAACUCAGGAGAGGGAAGGACACCUGAGGAGCUGCUUCUACUCCGGGAACGUAGAUCAAGAUGAGAACUCGCUGGUGGCUCUCAGCUUGUGCUCGGGCCUCUUUGGCUCGUUCAUCACCGAGGGGAGAGAAUAUUUCAUUGAACCCAAAUUCCGUGACGGUCAGGGUUCGGAUUCUACCGAGCAGCUGCAUGUCAUCAACAGGAGGACACUAGCUAAGAGCCUCGGAAUUCCUCUCCGGUAUGGAGAUUCUCAGGAGGAGAGACGCACGGGGGUGCGCGGGACGGAAACUUUUACGCACAGCGACAGUGACGCACAGAGGGAACCUCGCCGAAGACGCUUCGUUUCCGCGCCACGCUUCAUAGAAACCCUGGCCGUAGCGGACGCAACCAUGACCCACUUCCAUGGAGAUGAAGUAAAGCAUUAUAUUCUCACCCUCCUGUCCAUGGCUGCUCAACUGUACAAACACCCCAGCAUUAAGAACUCUGUCAACAUGGUGGUGGUGAAAAUCUUGGUCGUGGAGGAUGAGGAGGUUGGACCGCAGGUCUCCAGCAACGGAGGUGUGGCUCUUCGAAAUUUCUGCUCUUGGCAGCAGCUUUUCAAUCCACCGAGCCAGAGGCAUCCAGAGCACUAUGACACUGCCCUGCUGUUCACUAGAGAGGACAUCUGCGGGCAGAAAAGCUGUGACACACUGGGUGUGGCUGAUGUUGGGACAAUGUGUGAUCCCAAAAGAAGCUGCUCAGUCAUUGAGGACAACGGUCUGCAAACUGCUUUCACGGCUGCUCAUGAGCUUGGGCAUGUGUUGAGUAUGCCUCAUGAUGACUCAAAGACAUGUGAGAAGUUGUUUGGGGAUCUAGGAGAACACCACCUGAUGGCUCCUCUCUUUGUUAGCUUCAACAAAACUGCCCCCUGGUCUCCCUGCAGCGCUCUCCACAUCACAGAGUUCUUCGACAAUGGGCAUGGGGACUGUCUGCUCGAUGUCCCAGAGGACACCAUGUCUAUGCCGAAUGAACUGCCAGGCAUCAAGUAUAGUCUGGACCAACAAUGCCAACAGAUCUUUGGAGAGGAGUUUAUGCACUGCCCUAACAUAUCGGACAGUGAUAUCUGCAGCCAGCUGUGGUGUCGAGAGGACGGCAUGCCACAGUGCUCCACCAAGAAUGGCAGCUUGCCUUGGGCUGAUGGCUCCCCCUGCAGCCACAACGGGACUUGCCUCAAUGGAGAAUGCAGGUUGUCUGAAGAGAUGUUGCAGCCGCUGAUGGCUGUGGAUGGUGGUUGGAGCUCAUGGGGGCCUUGGCAGCAGUGCUCCAGGACCUGUGGAGGUGGAGUGGAGUUCUCCUACAGGGAGUGCACCAAUCCAGUGCCUCAGAACGAAGGGAUGUACUGUGAGGGGCAGAGGGUUCGGUACCAGUCCUGCAACAUCCAGCUGUGUGACAACAGCAAUGGUAAAAGUUUCAGAGAAGAGCAGUGUGACAAAUACAACAGCCUGAUCUACUUGGACCACAAUGGGAACGUCAAACAGUGGAUACCAAAAUAUGCUGGUGUUUCCCCCAGAGACAGGUGUAAACUCUUCUGCAGGGCCAGGGGCAGCAGUGAGUUUAAAGUGUUUGAAUCUAAGGUGAUUGACGGGACAACCUGUGGGCCUGACACCACAUCGGUUUGUGUUCAAGGCCAGUGUGUAAAAGCAGGCUGUGACCAGGUGAUUGGAUCCAGCAAGAGGGUGGAUAAGUGUGGAGUGUGUGGAGGAAAUGGACUUAGCUGCAUAAAGGUCACAGGAUCCUACAACAAAGCAUUCUAUGGAUACAGUGACAUUGUCACAAUUCCCAUUGGUGCCACUAAUAUUGACAUCAAACAGCGUAGCCACAGAGGAAUCAGACAUGAUGGGAACUACCUGGCUGUGAAAAGAGAGAGUGGCACCUAUAUCCUUAAUGGUAACUUCUCUGUGUCUACGGUGGAGCAGGACAUCCCAGUUCUAGGUGCAGUACUAAAGUACAGCGGCUCUUCUACCACAUUAGAAAGGAUCCAGAGCUUCAGGCAACUGAAGGAGACCAUCACCAUUCAACUUCUGACCACAGGAAGAGUGGACAACCUUCCCAAAAUCAAGUACACCUUUUUCAUCCCGAAGGAUGUGAUGUCUAAUAAUUCAAAAGAGAAAACGGCCUCAGACAUGUCUUUGCAGAUGAUAAAUAGUGUUUCUGAAUGGGUGCUAGGGGAGUGGUCUGAGUGCUCCAAGAGCUGCGGCUCUGGAUGGUCCAGAAGGAGCAUUGAAUGCAGAGAUGGCGAAGGCUUCCUUUCUUGCCAGUGUGACAAAACAAAAAAGCCCACAGACAUCAGGCCUUGUGGGGAUUUGCCAUGUCCCAUAUGGCAGAUGGGACCUUGGUCUGCCUGCUCACGAACUUGUGGCCAAGGGGAACGCCACCGUAGCGUCUUCUGCAUAGACUACACUGGCAAGACUGUUGAGCCAGAGAUGUGUGAUUCAAACAAAAUCCCAGAACCAGUUUCUGGGGAUUGUAACAAUCAUGACUGCUUAUGAAGAACGAUAUAACUGUAAACUCUGCCUUUGGUCUAAUUGCACGUCCCAGUCAAGGAUAGAAUACUGUAUGGGUGUGCCAGGUUCAGGGAUGGAGGCACAAACAACUGCAAAAACCAGACAAAGUAAAUACAAAGAAACCACACUCACAAAAACUUGCAAAUCAUCCAUCCAUCCAUUUUCUGAACCCGCUUGCCCAUGUAGGGUUGCAGGGGGGCUGGUGCCUAUCUCCAGCGGUCAAUGGGCAAUCAGGUGGGGUACACCCUGGACAGAGAGCCAGUCCAUUGCAGGCCACUUGCAAAUCAACCAAGAAUUUUUUUUAAAAAAGUGCCUAAAAAGAAACACAGAAAUGCCUCAAAAGAACAAACUGUUCUGAAAUGACAAAGAACUACAACUAUCUGAAUUUGACCCAGUUGUGCCUCCAUAUUUCUAAACGUUCAUGUUGACCUGCAAAAUGCCAUUCAAAAUAUGCUGGUGGCUCUAAGUGGGAGGGAUAAAGGAACUAAUGGAUCCCUGUGUCCUUGGGCCCAUUUUUUUAUCUGUCCAAGUCCGCAGCAAAUCACUUCACAGACUUUUACCUGACUAUUGUUUUGCUUUUACUGAUCUUAGGUAACCACUAGAGAAAUCAGAAACUAUUGAAAUCUACCUCACUGUGUACAUGUGAUGCUACGUAUGGAUUCUGGUUAAGAUGUGGUGUUUACUUUUUCUAGUAUGAAAAGUAUUUUUGACCUACUUAAAAAAGAACUGACUUUUUGGAGGCAAUUAGGGAUGAUCUACACUUAGUCUUCCAGAGUUAGGCGACACUUGGAGUAGGCCUAGAAUGUUGACAUGAAACCUGCUGUCAAACACCAGCUCAGUGUACAUUUAUACCUCUGACUGUGCUCCACACAACUCAAUAUCCUGUAAAGCUCUGAUUGAGCUGUUUACCCAACCUAAAACCGAGGCCUCUAGGAAAUGUGCUCAUGUGAUUGCUUCUCUUUUCUUCUCACGUACAGAUCAGUUGUGUUCAGUAUUUAUUGCUUUUGUUCUAUAAUUAGGAUUGUUGAGCUAUAGUAUAUACUUUAUACUAUAUGCAGUUUGGUGCAUUUGGGACAAACACAGGUACAAAUAACUGUCAUAGCAAGAAAUGUUUCUCUAGAAGUGUUUUUGUCUGCACAAGACUGAGUGAUUGCAAAUGAAUAGAAGCUUUAUUUGUUAUAAUUUCCAAACAUAUUUAAUAAGUAAAUACAUUCUAAGCUAACACCAUUUUUUUUCAAACACCUGUAUGUAUAUUUGAUUCCUUUAAGCCUUUUGUUAACUUACAGUAUAAUAUAAUAUAAAAAGAGAUGGGUCAUUGGGUUGAUAUCCCUUCAGUGAAGGAUCAAGCUAUUUUAUUAUUGCAGCUUUUUCAGCUAUUUAUUUUUUAAGUUUUUACCUUGAAUAUGUCAUAACAUGCUGUUUCUGUUUUGUUGUGUGUAAAAUGGCCAAAUAAACACAUUUAUGUAA
Nothobranchius furzeri (turquoise killifish) is the source of this 4664-nucleotide messenger RNA. RefSeq names its product A disintegrin and metalloproteinase with thrombospondin motifs 8. The record is from RefSeq and is a predicted model, not a curated record. Lineage: Eukaryota; Metazoa; Chordata; Actinopteri; Cyprinodontiformes; Nothobranchiidae. Gene Ontology annotation, molecular function: metalloendopeptidase activity; zinc ion binding. Gene Ontology annotation, biological process: extracellular matrix organization; proteolysis.